Panicum virgatum (switchgrass) is the source of this 2855-nucleotide messenger RNA. Its product is annotated as G-type lectin S-receptor-like serine/threonine-protein kinase At2g19130. NCBI's taxonomy places the organism in Eukaryota, Viridiplantae, Streptophyta, Magnoliopsida, Poales, Poaceae. Gene Ontology annotation, molecular function: protein serine/threonine kinase activity; ATP binding. The transcript has a single exon. The record is from RefSeq and is a predicted model, not a curated record. Gene Ontology annotation, biological process: recognition of pollen; protein phosphorylation. Bases 161 to 2569 code for a protein of 802 amino acids.
GCGCCAACCCCACAUGCCACGGCCCACCGGAGAGCCGCGUUGACCUGCGACCUGGGCUCACCUCAUCUCUCACUCAGUGGCGCCAUCUCUAAACAGCUGGACCCCUUCGAUCAUUCCUCCACCACCACGCUUCCCCCUGCUCAUUCCUCGGCUCACUAUCAUGCGUCCUCCUCAUCACCUUCUCCUCGGACUCCUCCUCCUCCUCUGCCUGCGCGCGCCGCCGCGCCCCGCCGCCGCCGCGGACGCGGACACGGACACGGUGUCCCCCGGCAACGGGCUCGCCGGCACCGGCGCCAGGCUCGUCUCCAACAACAGCAAGUUCGCGCUCGGCUUCUUCAAGGCCGACAGCAGGUCCCCCAACACCUACCUCGGCAUAUGGUUCAACAAGGUCCCCAAGCUCACCCCGCUCUGGAGCGCCAACGGCGACAGCCCCGUCGUCGACCCCGCCUCGCCGGAGCUCGCCAUCUCCGGCGACGGGAACCUGGUCAUCCGCGACCGGGCCACGGCCGCCGGCUCCGUCGUCUGGUCCACCCGCGCCAACACCACCACCACCCGCACCGUCGCCGUGCUCCUCGACGACGGCAACCUCGUCCUGCGCAGCGCCGCCAACGCGUCCGACGUCUUCUGGCAGAGCUUCGACCACCCGACGGACACCCUCUUCGCCGGCGCCAAGAUCGGCUGGGACAAGCGCACCGGCGUCAACCGCCGCCUGGUUUCCAGGAAGAAUUCGGUCGACCAGGCCCCCGGCCUCUACUCCCUGGAGUUCGACUUCAGCGGGGUUGGCCAUCUCGUCUGGAACUCCACCGUCGAGUACUGGUCCACCGGGAGCUGGAACGGCAAAUACUUCGGCCUGGCGCCGGAGAUGAUCGGCGCCGUCAUGCCGAGCUUCAAGUUCGUCAACAAUAGCGAAGAGGCCUACUUCAUCUACUACCUGCACAACGACACGGCCAUCGUGCACACGGCGAUCGACUUCUCCGGCCGGGGCCUCGUGGGCAUAUGGCUGGACAGCCUCCAGGACUGGCUGGUGAAUUACAGGCAGCCGGUGGCUCAGUGCGAUGUCCACGCGACCUGCGGGCCUUUCACGGUCUGCAACGAAGCGGCGCACGAAACCUGCAGCUGCAUGAAGGGUUUCUCCGUGAGAUCGCCCGGGGAUUGGGAUCUUGGGGACCGAACGGAUGGGUGCAUGAGGAACACUCCACUGGGCUGUGCAAGUGACAGGUUCUACCCUGUGCAAAGUGUCAGCUUGCCCUACGGCGCGGAGAAAGUUCAGGCUGCUGCAGGUGAAGAUGAUUGCGAGCAGGCGUGCCUGGGUAACUGCUCUUGCACUGCAUAUUCCUACGGGGGAGGAAGCUGCUCUAUCUGGCAUGGCAAAUUGUACAAUGUGAAACAGCAAUCGGGUGCUGCUUCUGAUAGAAAUGGGGUGGCCCUUUACAUCCGCCUCGCCGCAGCGGAGAUGGCCAGUGUGGAGACGAAGAAGAGUGGGAUUAGCACUGGUGCUGUCAUUGGUGUUGCCGUUGGCGCUAGCGCUGCCGCUGCAAUCCUGGUGAUCAUCCUUGGUCUGGUGAUUUGGAGGAGAAAAGGGAAGUGGUUUGGUAGCAAACUAGAGGAUGCUCAGGGUGGCAUUGGGAUCAUCGCGUUUCGGUAUGUUGAUUUGCAGCGCGCAACUAAGAACUUCUCGGAGAAGUUGGGGGGAGGCAGCUUCGGUUCUGUAUUCAAGGGGUGCCUGAACGACUCUGUUACUUUGGCGGUGAAAAGGCUGGAUGGUGCCCAUCAAGGGGAGAAGCAGUUUAGAGCAGAAGUGAAUUCAGUUGGAAUCAUCCAACACAUCAAUUUGGUCAAACUGAUUGGAUUCUGCUGCGAGGGCGACAAGAGGAUGCUUGUGUAUGAAUACAUGCCCAAUCACUCCCUUGAUGUGCACUUGUUUAAGGCUGAUGAUACAGUUUUGGAUUGGAAUGUCAGAUACCAAAUAGCUAUUGGAGUUGCCAGAGGCCUAGCCUACUUGCACACUAGUUGUCGGGACUGCAUUAUACAUUGUGAUAUCAAGCCAGAGAACAUACUUCUCGACGCGUCUUUUGUACCUAAGAUUGCAGAUUUUGGAAUGGCAAAGGUUUUGGGGAGGGAAUUCAGCCAUGCCAUGACUACUAUGAGAGGAACUAUUGGAUACCUAGCGCCUGAAUGGAUUGGCGGAACUGUUGUUACAUCUAAAGUUGAUGUUUACAGCUAUGGCAUGGUUUUGUUUGAGAUCAUAUCAGGAAGGAGGAAUUCAUGUCCGGAGUACUUCAAGGAUGGUGAUUAUUCAAACUUUUUCCCUAUGCAAGCUGCACGCAAGCUUCUCAGUGGAGAGAUUGCAAGUCUGUUGGAUGCAAAAUUGCAUGGUGAUGUGAACCUCAAGGAGGUCGAAAGAAUCUGCAAAGUAGCAUGCUGGUGCAUUCAAGAAAAUGAGCUUGCCCGGCCGACCAUGGCCGAGGUGGUGCAGUUUCUUGAGGGCCUUUCUGAGCUCGACAUGCCACCAUUACCAAGGUUACUAAAUGCAGUCACAGGAGGAUCACCAACAUCACUGCGACAUUAGAUUUACCCCCAAACUUAUGUGUAACCUAAGAAAGCUUUUUAGCAGCCCAUGAUAACAUUGUAGUUUAUGUCCUAUAUAAACUUCACCUUUCUUUAACAUGCUAGAUCUCUAUGCAACAGAGAAAGAGCCAUUGUCUUACAAAGCAAAUAUAUAGGGUGCCUGUAACUUUUGGUACACAAGGAGAAAUUCUUCCCUAGCAAAUAAACCUGGUGACAUUUCAUUCUCAUUUUGUAAAAAAGGUUGUUCGUGUUAUUCAAUAGAGUGGGUGCCUACCAUUAUGUUUUCA